This is a messenger RNA of Cylindrotheca closterium, 912 nucleotides long. The record is from the annotation of a GenBank genome assembly. Lineage: Eukaryota; Bacillariophyta; Bacillariophyceae; Bacillariales; Bacillariaceae.
AUGUUUAUGCUACAGGAUCCUAUCAUGACUAAAGACUUGAAUGUCAUCGGCGAUGCUAAGUCUGCGUCUUUUGAUGCAUUUCUAGAAUCAGCAAAGUUCCGCCUGCAAGGAGCCCCUGAUCAACUACUGCUUCGUCAUCAACAAGGGAUUGCUCCAAGGUUUACGAACUUUGAGCCCACGCCUAUUGCUCCGAGUGGAGUCGCUACAGUGUCAACACUUCCUUUGGAACGCUCGCUCCUUUCAUCAGACCUUUCGCAGAUCAAUAUACUGCAACAGCUUUUCAGCCCAGCUCAACUGCAGGCACACCAACAAAUCGUUCAAUCUGCUCAAUUGUCCCCCGACGCAAACAACUGUUUCCCUGCACUGGCUCGCUCGAGCACACCAUCUAUUCGAAAAGAGGCGAAAGUGGAAAAGGUGAAGUACGGCCCCAGGCAUAUUGAACAAUGGAACAUGCGCUUCCAAGAGCUAGUAGACUUCCAAAAGGAGCAUGGACACUGCCUUGUUCCAAUGUAUGAUCAUGCGUCACCGAAGCUGUCCAACUGGGUCAAGAGGCAACGAAAUCAAUACCGCCUAAAGAUUGAAGGGAAGCAUAGCACCUUGUGUGAUAAGAGACAAAAGGCUCUAGAAGACUUGGGCUUUGUAUGGGACUCGCAUGCCGCUUGCUGGGAUGAGAGAUACAAAGAACUAGUCAAGUUCUUUAGAGAAAAUGGACACAGCAAGGUGCCCAAGAGCUACAAAAAGAACCCAUCGCUAUCCGUAUGGGUGAAGUGUCAACGGAGACAAUUCAAACUCCUACAGGCUGGAAAGCCCAGCUACAUCUCUGAAGAUCGGAUUCGAUUGCUGAGCGAGCUCAACUUUGACUUCAAUCCACGAAGAGAUUCAAUCUAUUCGCAGGCAAGAGGGAAAGUGUGA